AUGUCUCCCACAGGCUACCACCCUCUUGCUUCUCUGACCACCGAGUCGCCGAUUUACCAUUCUAUUGAAGGCAUAGGGAAGAACCACCGUGACCCUCUAGUUGCCGUCUUGGUGAGGCGAUCGCCACCUGGUCGCUGCUACUUCGUCGUCAUGGAGCCUCCUAGUGUCGCUGUCAUACUCCUUUGUCGUUGUUGCUUCACUUCAUCUUUUCUUCUCCCUCCGUUCUUCGAAGCGCCACCACUACAGUCAGGUCAGCCGCUGCCGCAGCCCGUACCCAUUGAAGAUAGAGCGAUCGUCGGCACUAGCCUUUUGUCGCCGCCAUUCAUGCUGUCAUUUCCGCUCUGA
Messenger RNA from Lactuca saligna, 345 nucleotides. The record is from the annotation of a GenBank genome assembly. Lineage: Eukaryota; Viridiplantae; Streptophyta; Magnoliopsida; Asterales; Asteraceae.